CUUUGGGUCUCUGUCUCCCUUGAGCAACAUAGUUUCAAGAAUUUUAAUUUAUUUUCUGCACAUCUGUAGGGCCCAUUGUUUAUUUUUUUUAUGAAAAAGUUAGGAUUGGCUAUCAAAUUCUAGAGUUCUGUGAUGAUUGAAUUUCUAUUUAAAUGCAUUUCUAUUCUAUUUGCAUUCCCACAUAAUAACACCUGAAGCAUCCUGGCAGAGUGUUAUCAAACGGCCCAUGAGUGGUUGAAAUUUACUGUUUUGCAGGUUAUAGCGUGAUCAACGAUUAGAACCAGGCUUGGCAAAUGAACCUCUAGAGUGUACUCAGAUGUUUGGAAUAAUCUUCUUGGCCUGUUAAAUGGACUUUUUUAAGUUAAAUUGAGAAGAAGAGGAUGUAUAUACCAAAUGCCAACCUGUUCCAAAAGCUGCCACCUCUUGUCAGUGUACUAAACAAAACAACCGGCAAACUAAACUUGUGAUUCAGAUUCCUGCAGGAUUAGGCAAUAGGAUAAUAGUACUGUAAAUUUUGCUUUUCGAUAUUAAGCUUGAAUUGCUUGGAUCACAUUAAGUAAUCUUUAUGAUUUUGCAGGUCCUCUUAGGAAUUAGUCCACACUGAAAGGCCGUUUCUUGUCUAGCAUCUGGGUUCCUUGAUUUUGGUCUCUAGAUGGUGUUCUCAUUGAUCCGUUAUCAACCUUAUUGCACUGGUGCUGUACUCUCUGCCAAUUAUCAGAUUUCUAGGUAUGCCCGACUUGGCCUCAUUGAAAAUGCCCGGAGAGUGUUCGAUGAAAUGCCUCACAAAAGCAUUAUUUCUUGGAACUCCAUUAUUGCUGCAUAUUUCCAAAACAAGCUACCCCAAGAAGCCCGGAGUCUGUUUGACAGAAUGCCUGACAGGAACACGACUUCAUGGAAUGGGUAUGUGCAGGAAGGUGUAAUCUUGGAGGCUGAAUCCCUCUUUUGGCAAAUGCCAGAAAAGAAUGUUGUCUCUUGGACUGUCAUGUUGGGUGGGCUGAUUCAAGAUCGUCGGAUUGAUGAUGCUCGUCGGCUUUUUGAUGAAAUGCCAAUUAAGGAUGUGGUCACCUGGACUACUAUGAUUUCAGGGUAUUGCCAAGAAGGCCAUUUGGCUGAAGCUCGUGAGCUCUUCGAUACCAUCCCACGUCGAAACAUAAUCACCUGGACGACUAUGAUAUCGGGUUAUGCGCAUAAUCUUCAGGUAGAUAUUGCAAGGAAGCUUUUUGAAGUAAUGCCAGAAAAGAAUGAAGUUUCUUGGACAGCGAUGCUUACUGGUUACACACAAUCUGGUAGGAUCAAAGAAGCGGUGGAGAUUUUUGAAACAAUGCCAGAGAAGUCAGUCAUUUCUUGUAACGCAAUGAUCCUCGGAUUUGGCCAGAGUGGAAAUGUUUCUGCAGCAAGGUGUGUAUUUGACAGAAUGAGGGCAAAAGAUGAUGGGACCUGGAGUGCAAUGAUUAAGGGCUAUGAAAGAAAUGGGUUUGAAUUGGAAGCACUCAACAUGUUUGCUCUAAUGCAAAGAGCAGGAAUUAGGCCAAAUUACCCUUCUUUGAUUAGUGUUCUUUCUGUCUGUGCCAGCUUGGCAAUUCUUGAUCACGGUAGGCAAAUUCAUGCUGAGGUGGUAAAAUCACAGUUUGACUUGGAUGCAUUUGUUGCUUCAGCCUUGAUCACAAUGUAUGUUAAGUGUGGUGAUCUUUUUAAGGCAAAAAAAGUGUUUGAUAGGUGUUCUCUAAAGGAUAUUGUUAUUUGGAAUUCUAUGAUCACUGGUUAUGCCCAACAUGGCUUAGGAGAGGAAGCUCUGGAAGUGUUUAAUGAAAUAUGUUCUAUAGGCAUGGCACCUGAUGAUGUUACAUUUGUUGGAGUUCUUUCUGCAUGUAGUUACACUGGAAGGGUCAAGGAAGGGCUGGAAAUUUUUGAGUCAAUGAGAUCGAAUUAUUAUGUUGAGCCAACGGCUGAACAUUAUGCUUGCAUGGUUGAUCUGCUUGGUCGAGCUGGCCAUAUCAAUGACGCGAUGAAUUUGAUUGAAAAGAUGCCAAUUGAAGCUGAUGCUGUUGUUUGGGGUGCUUUAUUAGGUGCAUGUAGGACACACAAGAACUUGGAGUUGGCUGAGGUAGCAGCGAAGAAACUUUUGUUGCUUGAGCCCAAAAAUGCGGGGCCUUAUAUCUUGCUAUCCAAUAUUUAUGCUUCAAAGGGCAGAUGGGAAGAUGUUGUGGAUCUGAGAAAAGUGAUGAAAGCCAGGAAUAUAAGCAAGUCACCUGGCUGUAGCUGGAUUGAGGUCGAGAACAAAGUGCAUAUAUUUACCGGGGGAGAUAGUGUGGAGCAUCCUGAUCAUGGGGCUAUUGUGGGAAUGUUGGAGAAAUUAGGUGGGUUAUUAAGGGCUGCUGGUUAUUGUCCAGAUGGCAGCUUUGUGCUGCAUGAUAUAGAUGAGGAACAGAAGGUGCAUAACUUAGGUUACCACAGUGAGAAGCUUGCUGUGGCAUUUGGGCUGUUGAGGGUGCCUGAAGGAAUGCCCAUCCGGGUCAUGAAGAACCUUCGGGUGUGUGGGGAUUGCCAUUCAGCAAUUAAAUUGAUAGCAAAAAUUACAGGGCGAGAGAUCAUCCUGAGGGAUGCCAAUAGAUUCCAUCAUUUUAAAGGUGGCCUGUGUUCUUGCAGAGACUAUUGGUGAGGUCAACCUAUAUAUUCUAAUUGAAGUUAGUGAGGUAAAGUAUAUCUUCUAAUUGAAGUAAUGGUCAGGUAGGUCCUUCUCAUUCCAUAACCCAGGAGGAUUUGCUAUAAUAGAAAUCAGCCGUCUCUUCUGUCAAAACUCUUCCAUGGCUAGGGUAGGGGUAAAAUCCAGACAAAUAAUCUUCUAGACAUCCGAUGCAACUUUUCUGUUGUUGGGAGCCUUAGAUGGUAGGGUCCUUGUGCACCCUCUUUGCACAUGCUUUACUUGUAGUUCUGAUCUGUGCCUAUAAUAAACUAUUCUCCCAAUUUAUAGGCAGAUAGAACAAGAACCUUGUAUAUUCGCCAUCUUCACUCAGUUGAGUUGGUAUCUACAUUGCAUUAUAAGGGAGAAGUAGUGUGUUUAAUUCUCCAUUGGUACAUGACAAUACUGGUCGACACAUUGGUCUAUCAUGCAUCACUGUCCCAUCCUCAAUCUGCUUCCUCGCUCUGCAAGUCAGGAUUCUUCAGUGAACAGGAGUCUUCAGUGAACAACUACCCUUUCAAAAGUAAGGUACAUUAUAAGUUCGAUAUUUAUUUCUAAUUGGUGCACUGAAGCUGUCUAUUUUACUUUACGAUUUGAGCUAAUGACAAGCACAAAUGUCAAAAUGGGGUUUUCAUGAAUGGCAGCACAUGCUGCAUUCUCACUCCUUUGUUUACAAAGUUGUUUCUGUUAUAUUGGCAAAGUUCUGUCAUCUGAGUACAUCAUCGAUCUGGCCUUGUUCAGUCUCUUACAAGCAGGAAAUAAACUCACUUUUGAUAAAUGUAUGUUCUCGUUAGUUUUAAGCCUUGGAUUAGUAUGCUUUCUCCCCUCCCUAACCCCCCCCAACCCCCGCGUUGCUAAGAUCAUGUAUGUUUCUCUGUUUAUUUCUUUCUUAGGGUGUAUCACAAAUUAUUUGGAUCCACAUGUUAUUAAUAAUACUGCCACUGUAAGUCUAGGAAGCUUUAUCUUUGUAGGUUGUAAGAAACUCUCAUCCAGAAAUUUUUAUUGAAUAAUAGUCUACUUCUAAGCAAAUUUACAAUAGUUGAUAGGGGAAGUCAUACAAUUCGAGAUUAUCUUCUCCAUUAAUAAGGUUAGUAAUGUGUUUGAAGGGCUAAUAGUACGAGAUGAAUAGUCCAAUACAGCAGUACAUGGAGGCCUUAUGAUUAAAUAGGACCAGAAAGUACCAAUCAAAUAAUCAAAAUGGUCAUGUAGUCUUCUUCGUGGCUCAAAUAGGUGACCAAUGUAAAAUAAUGCAGCCCACUUGGAAAUAUCUUCAGCAGUUAAAAGUUCAUAUUAAAUUUUUACAGAACUAUUUCCAGAGACCUGAACAGUUUUCACAUGUUUUUAUGUGAUCCUUCCCUGGUCUUACAGUCUGUUUUUGGAUUUUCGCUCUUCCUGUUUUAAUCAACUAGAUCGAUUCUUGUGAUGGACCAGAUAAUGUUUCAACGUUUAUGUUUUUCUUUUCUCAAGUUUGACAUCAAAUAGAGCUGUCUGGAGGGCUAUGAUCCAUGUAGCCGACCCUAUCUAAGUGGGUUUUACUGAGUUGUUGUGUGGGGGUGCUCCUUCCUUUUACUACUAUUUUUGUCUUUGCUCGGAUAAAUGUAGCCGACCCUAUCGAAGUGGGUUUUAAUGAGUUGUUGUGUGGCAGUGUUCCUUCCUUUUACUACUAUUUUUUUUUUCUUUGCUCAGAUCCAUGUAGCUGACUGAUGUAGGGGGUUCCUAGGUGACUAGGUUUCCUACAAGAUUAACUAACUAGGUAGGGCAAACUCAAGGAAUUUGGGCUGGUUAGGAUAAAGGGAGCUCAACAAACAAGAUUACAUGCAAAGUAAAAGUGAGGCUAAUAAACAAAGUAACAAAGAGCAAUAAUAAUCUAGGAAGAAAAGUAUAUGAACUCACUCAAGUGUCAAGGGGGAACAUGGGGUAGGGAAUAUGGCAGCUAGCAAAAUUAGGUUAUAACACUAGCCUAUUAGGCACCAAAAGUAGAUAAAAACCCCAUGCUAUAUGCUCUAAAAUCAGUUAAACUAGUAAUAAAAAGACUAGCAAUACUUGAGGCAAACAGUGAUGUAAAUAAAGGUUUAACAAUGGCUAAAGGGGGUGGGUUCUAAUGGAAGUAACGGAGUAAAUAAUGAGGGGAUAAUGGGGGGAAUGGGAGGGUUCCCUCUAUACUUACCUGCUGCCUAGGUCUGAGAAUAAAGAAGACAGCCCAGAUUUGAAGAUGGUGCCCAGCAGUAGUCCGUUCAUUGAAAGGAGGUCACAGCAUCAACAGAGAUUAACAGCAGCAGCCAAGAGAAAGCAGCAGUAGCAGAGAACAGCCGGCAGCAGUAGACAGUAAGCAGCAGCAGAGAACAUCCAACAACAGUAGACAGUAAACUACAGCAGCAACAGUAAACAGUAGCAGUAAAAGGGAAUUGGAAAAGAGAGAGGGAGGCGAGAGAAGAGAGAAUCGAGAGAGGGAAAAAAAGAGAGAGGCAAGAAAGAGAAUGAGGGGAGGACGAGAUUGAGAGAGAAAGAGAAUCAUUAGAGGGGUGGGGAAUUGCUCAUUGGCUUUUUUUUUCAAUUCUAAUUCAUUAAUUGUAAGAUGGCCAAUGGCCUUACACAUAAAUAGAGAACUAGUUACUAGAAGAAAAAAAGAUUAGCUCUAGGAAUAUAAUUUCAGAAUAAAAGUUUCUUAAAACAAAUAGGAAAUAAAAUAGAAGUGUUAUUUAGUUUCCUACUUAAUUCAAAUAUUUAAAUAAACAAGGUACUAGGAAAAAAGCUACUAAAAUAACUAAUAGCCGUGGGCUCCACAAAAUCUGGACAAUAGGAGAGAGAGAAAGAGGAAGAGACCAGCGAUAGUCUCUUUCCUCAUUCUCACGGUAGACCAAGAAGGGUCGACCAGCAGCCUUCUUCCUCCUUUCUUCCUUCUUUCUUUUAUCUUCCUUCCUGGUUUCUUCUAAUCUUCCAACCACAGAGAUGGGACUGGUUUGGCCUUCUUCUUCUUUCGAUUGUACACUUUGAUGUCCCCAUCACCGACUCUGUUUAGUUGGGAUAAGGCUGAGUUGUUCUUGUUGUAAUAUCAGGUUAGGAAAUCAGAAAGUUGGAUAUGGAACUAUGAAGGAGUAAAUCUGUCACUGAUUUGAUACAGGUUGUGUUCUAUAUAUGCAGUCAGAUCAACUUUUUGGAAUAAAAUGCCAACUAACGAAAUCAGAAAAUCAUUUCUGGAACUAUAAAGGAGCUACUGUCACUGAAUUGCAGCAGAUUGUGUUCUAUAUGUAGUCAGAUCAAGUUAGGAAGUAAAAUAGCAAGCUUACAAUUUUUCUGAUCUUAGGAUUUUAGGGAAAAAGGUAAAAUAUUACUAGAAAUUGGAGAUUAGAUGUAAACAUAAGCACAGAUAAAUCUGUUGAAUGUCUAAACAGAAAGCAUUGUAGCUUAUAGGAGCCAGCAAUAAUUAGGCUGUUAUCUUCUCAAACUCCCUCCCCUUUCUCUGUGAUGUGAUGCAGGACGAGAUCGAUAGCCUGUGGUUGAUUAGCCCUUGCAGAUCCAAAUUGUUGGGAAUUGAGAUAAUUGUAUCCUUAUCUAACUACUAGAUAAUUGAGAUGGUUUUGAAUUUGUAAAUGAAUAGCUCAUGUUUCUAGCACGUGGUUCCUUUAUUCCUGGGGGGCCAGGUGGUCUUGAGGCUUCCUACAUCAACUGAGUUUGAGGCUGCUCAAUUUUUGCUUUGCAUCAAUGAAAUUAUAUUUAUCUUC
Messenger RNA from Macadamia integrifolia, 6402 nucleotides. RefSeq names its product pentatricopeptide repeat-containing protein At1g56690, mitochondrial-like. Lineage: Eukaryota; Viridiplantae; Streptophyta; Magnoliopsida; Proteales; Proteaceae. The coding region runs from base 653 to 2659 and encodes 668 amino acids. The transcript has 2 exons. Gene Ontology annotation, biological process: RNA modification. The record is from RefSeq and is a predicted model, not a curated record. Gene Ontology annotation, molecular function: zinc ion binding; RNA binding; protein binding.